Molecule: messenger RNA, 1358 nt
Organism: Amblyraja radiata (thorny skate)
Lineage: Eukaryota; Metazoa; Chordata; Chondrichthyes; Rajiformes; Rajidae
Product: zinc finger protein 346
Exons: 7
Coding region: 62-868 (268 amino acids)
Molecular function (GO): nucleic acid binding; zinc ion binding
Source: RefSeq, a predicted model, not a curated record
CUCUCCUCAUCCAGUGCUGCGCGCGCCCGCCCGCCCGCCGUUGGGUCGCGUACUCGGAGCAAUGGCGUCGGAGAGACCGAUCCCGCAGUUGAUGGAAAGCUCCACCGGCAACGGGGCUGUACAAAAGAUCAUCGAGGGAAAUAGUGAGCUCUUCACAGAUACUCACUGCAAAGUGUGUAAUGCUGUGCUGAUUUCAGAGUCCCAGAGACUAGCACAUUAUCAGAGCAAGAAACAUGCCAAUAAAGUACGUCGGUAUGAAGAGCUUCAUCAAGAUGGCGAACCAGUUGCCAAAAUAAUAAAAAAAGAUCCUACUGACAAUAGCAAUGGAGAAGUUGAUCGGAAUAAAUAUUGUCCACUCUGUAAUGUGACCUUUACGGCGCCAGUUGUUGCUCAGUCUCAUUACCAGGGAAAGAACCAUGCAAAAACUCUGAAACUCAAGCAAAAGCAAGAUGAACCUGUCCAAGCAUCCUCUGUUGAAGCUGCUCCCAAGGUAAAGAAUGAAAAUGCUCCAGCUCCUACUGUGCAGUCCAGUGAUGUAUCUUGGAGCAGUGAUCCUGACAGGUAUUGUAGCCUGUGUCAAGCCUUUUUUAACCAUGCUGAUAUUGCCAAACAGCACUAUGUGGGAAAAAGGCACAAGAAGCGUGAAACAAAAGCAAAGUUAUUGGAGCAACUGGGGCAGGCUGAUAGCAAUCCUGCUUCUGCUAAAGGCUAUCCCUGUAAUACCUGUAACAUUGUACUGAACUCAAUAGAGCAGUAUCAGGCACACAUCCAGGGAACCAAACACCAGAACCAUUUGAAACCUAAUGAAUUUAUUGCUGCAGAAGAUAAUGAAGAGGGCUUUGAGAUUUUUAAAGAAGAUGUCGUCUAACAGUGUUGGCAGGUGGUUUCCGGGUCAAUGAAUUUUACUCAGAAUAGAGGCCAGUUUGACUAUGUUCAUGUUUCGAUCUGCAUAAUUUUAAGUAAGACACUUGUAUUGAAACAACAGUCCAUAACUCUGAGCUCUAGGGCCCAAAAUAUUUAGUUUUUAUGUUCAUGCAAGUGACUAAAGGUUUGAGACUAAAAUAACUAAGUUUAGUUAUGUGGUGCUGUGGUCAUGCCUUUCUGGCUCAGUGUGUAGAUAUCUGAGAAACUUGUAGCCCCACCUCUUGAAAAACGGUGUUUCUUAAACAUCACCUAUUAAGCAGGUGAGUCUGAAGAAUGAUGUGAAGCUGUGAUAUGGAAGAACAAUUGCAACAUACAGUGUCCUCCAUAAUGUUUGGGACAAAGACCCAUCGUUUAUUUAUUUGCCUCUGUACUCCACAAUUUGAGAUUUGUAAUAGAAAAAAAUCACGUGGUUAAAAUGCACAUUGCCAGAUUUU